AUGCCUCUCCUACACCUCCCAAACGAAAUGUUGAUUAAAAUCGCCCGUGAGCUAUGUGAAGAAAACGAUCUAAACGCAUUAGUUCGCGUUAACCGACACUUCUACACACUUCUCAACGUCUACUUAUACGCACACAAUCUGCGCCGAUUUCAAGAUGACGAGAUUGAUACUGGUAGCGCCGCCCUUAUUUGGGCUAUCAUCUAUCGUGGACCUGAAGCGACAUACAAACUGGCACUCGAGGCAGAGAGGAAUUCAUCUCACAGCAGCGAAAUUCGUCCUAGCGAUUGCGCCAUAAAACUUGCACUGGUACUUGAACGAGCAGAUGCUCUGGCGCUUUUAUUCGAAAAUCGCGACUAUCAUGAUGUGGACAAGCAGGCCAUUCUUAAAGCUGCUCGUAUUGGAAACGUUGACGUUUUCCGUACCAUGAUCGAGUCAGGGUUUUUUGAACCUAGUUAUAAAGACGAAAAGGGUAUGACCUCGCUCAUGGAGGCGGCAAUUCAUGGCCAUGCUGAUAUUGCUCGAUACCUGCUUGGUUUUGAAGAAGUUGAUCUCAAUGCCAGAUGGAACGGAGGGCUCACACCCUUAUAUAUGGCUGCGGAGGACAACCAUGUUGAGAUUAUUAGGAUGCUCAUCGCCACUGGAAAGGUUGAUGUGAACGCCGAAAAUGACUAUGGCGUCACAGUACUCAGCAAAGCGGUGAGGGCUAACCACCCAGAGUGCGUGCAGGCACUUUUGGAAGAUGACUCGCUUGAUCCUAAUGCGGGAGCUAUGGAUUAUAUGAGCCCAUUACAGGAUGCGGCUUUCUGGGGGGAACUGGAAACGGUCAAUUUACUACUCGAGGGGGGCGCUGAUGCUAAUUUCGCGCCAACCGGUACCACGGCACUAACAAUCGCUGCGAAGGAGGGUCAUUAUGAUGUUGUUGAUGCUCUUCUCAGCGUUCGAGGCAUUUUGGUAGAUAGCCCGCCUCACUUCACCCAAUGCUGGCUCCUGGAUGCGGUAAUCCGUGGACAGGUUUCUCUUGUUGAGACACUCCUCGCUCUACCAGACAUAAAUGCAAACGAGAAAGAUGAUGAUGGGAAUCCGCUCUUGAUUACCGCAAUCAUCAAAGGACAGACUAAAACAGUCUUUGCUCUUCUGGCGAGCGGUAAGGUUAACGUCAAUUUGGCAGGAUGUCGUGGGCGUACUCCUCUACAUGUGGCAGUAGACCGGGGGCACCCUGAUAUUGUUCGUCGGUUGCUAUCUGUUGACGGCAUAGAUCCAAAUUUGAGGGAUUGGUUUCGUGAGACACCAUUCGGGCUGGCUCUUGUUGGACAGAAUCAUGAGAUUUUGGUAAUGCUCUUGGAAGUUCAGGAAGUUCUUGAUGAUGCGAUAUUCGGAUUAGCUAACUCUAUCACGUAUGCCGAAGGGGAGGACUAA
Messenger RNA from Clonostachys rhizophaga, 1416 nucleotides. Lineage: Eukaryota; Fungi; Ascomycota; Sordariomycetes; Hypocreales; Bionectriaceae. The record is from the annotation of a GenBank genome assembly.